Messenger RNA from Perca fluviatilis (European perch), 2250 nucleotides. It is a transcript of the gene trit1, whose product is annotated as tRNA isopentenyltransferase 1. The record is from RefSeq and is a predicted model, not a curated record. Bases 38 to 1540 code for a protein of 500 amino acids. Gene Ontology annotation, molecular function: tRNA dimethylallyltransferase activity; ATP binding. Gene Ontology annotation, biological process: tRNA modification. The transcript has 12 exons. Gene Ontology annotation, cellular component: mitochondrion. NCBI's taxonomy places the organism in Eukaryota, Metazoa, Chordata, Actinopteri, Perciformes, Percidae.
CGCGCUGCCGUCAGCUGGGCGCCGAGGAAGCAGCAUCAUGGCGGCGUCCGCUGGUAGCGUGCAGUGUGCCUUAAGGAGAGCGAUGGCCCCGUCGUUAGUGGUGAUUUUGGGAGCUACCGGCACCGGAAAGUCCAAGCUGGCGAUCGAGAUCGGAAGGCGGCUUCGGGGAGAAAUCAUCAGCGCCGACUCCAUGCAGGUGUACCAGGGCCUCAACAUCAUCACCAAUAAGGUGACAGCAGAGGAGCGCGCCCAGUGCAGACAUCACAUGAUCAGCUUUGUGGACCCGUUGGUUAGCAGCUACACGGUGGUGGACUUCAGGAACAAAGCCCUGGCUCUAAUAGAUGACAUGCACAGCAGAAACAGACUGCCAGUCGUCGUAGGAGGAACAAACUAUUACAUUGAGUCUCUGCUGUGGAGAGUCCUGCUGGAUACAGGACAGGAGAACGAGGAGCCAGGGGACGGAGAAGAUGGAGCUCCAAACAGGAAGCUGGAGCUGGAGAAACUGGGAGGAGCUGAGUUACAUAAACGACUGGCAGAGGUGGACCCCAAAAUGGCUGCCAUGUUACACCCAAAUGACAAACGCAAGAUAGCCAGGAGUCUUCAAAUCCACGAGGAGACCGGCGUCUCCCAUAGCCGCUGGCUGGAGGAGCAAAGGGAGCAGGAGGGAGGCGAUGGGCUGGGGGGGCCGCUGAGAUACCCAGACCCCUGCAUCUUCUGGCUGCACGCUGAAAUGGACGCUCUAGACAAGCGGUUGGAUGCUCGUGUAGAUGAGAUGCUGUCUGCCGGACUCAUAGAAGAGCUCAGAGACUUCCAUGUUCGCUACAAUCAGCAGAAAGUCCAGGGUGACAGUUAUCUCAUGACCAGUUGCACGCUGGACCUACGUCAUCAGUGUCAGAACUAUCAACAGGGGAUUUUCCAGUCGAUCGGUUUUAAGGAGUUCCAUGACUACCUGACGGCUCCUGAAAGCAGCACUCAGCAGGAGAAGGACACGCUACGAGACAAAGGUGUAGAAGCUUUGAAGAUUGCCACGAGGCGUUACGCCCGCAAACAGAAUAAAUGGGUCCGAAACCGCUUCCUUAAACGACCAGGAGACAACGUGCCAGUGGUGUAUGGCCUGGAUGUGACGGACGUGUCGAGGUGGGAGGAGACGGUGCUGAACCCUGCACUGCAGAUACUGGACAGUCUCAGCAAGGGUGAGGAGCCAGCUAUUCAGCCAAUCAGAGUGCAGGAGGCGGAGCAGAGAAACAAACGGAGCCAUCACACAUGUGAUCUGUGUGACAAAGUGAUCAUCGGUGACCUGGAGUGGACAGCUCACCUGAGGUCCAAAAAGCAUCACUAUCACGUUAGGAAGAAGAGAAAGUUGGAUCCAGCCGGUGACCAAGCCCAGGUCCCCCCUGCACCUCUUGCCUCUGCUGCAGAGAUUGUGGAAAGCGUCUCAGAGGACCCUUGUGCUACUGUUGCCCCGGGCUGCACUGAAACCUCGCAGGACUCUUCCCAAGACGCCAGGGCAACAGACAAGGAAGUACCUGUGACAGUUUAAGAGUGAUGCAGACUCUGGACUACAUCUUCAUUCAGGUUCCCACCACCUUCACCUGUAUUUUCUCUUUGAACCUGCAGCUCAAUCUUCUUAUUUGGAAUAUUAGAAUGGGAUGACCGACCUUCUUAGCCCUGUAGAUACAGGAAUUAACAACAAUGAAUGUGAAUAGCAAAGAACAUAUUUGAAAUACCGCAACAUAUUUUUUUAGUUGCUCAUGAGCUUCCGAGUGUGGAUCCUUGAAGCGGUUUAUUUUUUGUAGUAGAGGUCUUGACAGUCAGGACAAUUCGACAUUCUGGACCCAAAAGAAGUGUGCAGCCAAAGAAAUGUAAUUUUCAAGGACGCUGUUUUCCCACCGCCUAUUAAAGGAAAACGUUUAUUUUUUAUUUUUUUAUUAAAUCUUCCAUUUUCAAAUGUGUUAGCAUUUCAGGAUUUAUCUUUGCCAUGUCUCGGCUUAACCACCACGCACUUUUAACUUCAUCCACUUGGUUUUAAAGAUGUUGAAUAAACCAAAGGAUGUCAAAGUUUUUUAAAUAAUGGAGGAGAAUGUGUUUUGUUUCCCCGAAGUGAAAAAUCCAGUUGGAUUUGACAGGUUUUCACAUGACUUCAGCUGUAGUUUUACCUUUUAUCUCAGUCAUUGGCAUGCUUACACAGCACUAAGUGUUUGCCUGCUGCCACCUUGUUUUACGGUCAUUAAAUAAGUUUGUAUAGCUCUU